GCAUGUGUGGGUUUGUGACUGCCUGUAUCUUUAAGAGCUCCGCUGUAAAUUGAGCUCUAGAGGCGAGAGAGUGUAAUUUCAAACACCGACGCCCCUCAUUCCUGUAAACCGUGCGUCGAGCUGAAUGCGUCCGCACCUCUACAAAGAUGCGCGUUUCGUGUUGGAUAGAUUUUUCGUUAAACGCCGCAAAGCAGACACAGACGCGGAGCUCCAGCCUCACCGGAUCCCCCACAGGUUGUUAGUGUGUGUGGAGCUGGAGACGGGUUGUGUUGUGUAUCCAAAUGACUCGACAUGGCUGUGGGUUUGACUCAACAUAACCUACAAGACUUUGCGAGCGACCCUGGAAACAACCAGCUGAGCGCGUUAGAUGAAAAUCAUCUUAAUGACAGUCAACAGUGAGGUUGAGUGGCGAUGGACCCAUUCAGCCAGCUUAUCCUCACCAUCUCGGUAACCAGUUUCUUCACCUUCCAGUGCCUCUUCCACAAAGUCAGCCCCUGGGUGUCCAUGCACAUCAGUUCCGGUUUCCUCGGUCUAAGUGACAAGCAGAAGGUGGAAUGGAACUCAAGGACAGUGUCAACAUUUCACGCUCUGUUGGUGGGACUCUUUUGUCUCUAUAUCUUCUUAUUCGAUGAUGCCAUCAAUGAAGACCCAGUCUGGGGAGAUCCUACACUGGUGAAAACUAACGUUGCCAUCACAACAGGCUACCUCAUAUCCGAUCUGCUGUUAAUAUUUUACUAUUGGAAGGCGAUAGGCGACAAGUUUUUUGUAAUUCACCAUCUGGCAGCAUUGUAUGCUUACUACUAUGUACUGGGCCAAGGAAUGUUGCCUUAUUUUGCUAACUUCCGACUGCUUGCUGAGUUUUCUACACCAUGUGUGAACCAGCGCUGGUUCUUUGAGGUACUAGGUUAUCCAAAGUCCUCCCGGCCCAACAUAGCAAAUGGUGUUGCCAUGGCAGUAGUCUUUUUCAUGGUCCGCAUCGCUGUCAUGCCAGUCUACUACAGUCGUAUGUAUGCAGUCUAUGGCACUGAGGCCUUCUAUCUGGUGCCCUGGGGUGGCCGUGUAGCCUGGAUCUGCUCCAGUAUCUGCUUGGACAUCAUGAACAUUAUGUGGAUGCAUAAGAUUGCUCGUGGCUGCUACAAGGUGCUGCGCUCUGCACGCAAUGCCAGGACACCUCACGAGAAUGGGAAGACGGAUUAACGGAACUGAGGCGUCAGUGGUGAGAAAGGCCGCAAUACAGACAAAAUAACUUCAGUGUUGGGGCAUUGACAAGCAGCAGUUUGGACCCUUUGUAUGUCAGGAUGCUUCAGUGGAAGUAUAGCUGCAACUUGUUACCGGAUGGAAUGAAAUGAGGGAAGCUGCUUUUUUUUUUUGGAAGGCAGGCACAGACACGAAGAUGUACUGAUGGACCAAUUAAAAUGGCCAUUCAUAAGCCAUCAAAUGACUUCUUAGCAAUACUAAGUGUACAUGGUCAAUUAUUUUUGUCUUGUUCAGUUUAUCUCUACACAAAAGUGGUAGUCCCGGGACGAGGGACUGUUAGCCCAACCACAAAUUGUCAGAAGUUUACUGUCCUUUACAUACAAAAUGAAUACAACAAAAGACUUUAAAAUAUUCUUUUUUUAGUGUUUUUGCUGGUUAAAUCACAGAAAAAAAAAUAAAACUGUAAUUUAUGUUGACGAGGAAGCAAAGAUUUAAGGGAACAUGCAGUGAUUUCACAGCAGUGUUCAAUGCCAUACAGUUAUUGUCAGAGUUUUGUUGAGAAAGGUGAGUUAGGCAUGUUUUUUCUUCCAUUUUGAGAUAAAUUUGCAGGGACCUGAGUCGGAAUAGCAUUGCAUCAAAUAAUCACUGUAACCCACUGUCACUUAAGUCAGACUUGUUAAAAGCCAGCCUCUAAGAAAUGUAUUGGAAUAGCAUGAGCCUUAGUUGCAUUUGCGUUUUAAUGGUUAAUUUAAAUAACAAUGGGUUGAAUGAGCAUCGCUACAAUGUAGGUAAUCCAUUUCUUUUGUCUUGCUGGGGUCAAAGCAAGUGGACUUUUUAUUAAGACACAAAUGGUCAAGUUUUUAAUGAAACCAAAACUGAUGUCUAGAGUACAUCAGAAAUACUAAAAGGGGCUCUGAAUGUUGUUUGUACACUGACAUUAAGCAAUGCAAGAACAUACAUUUUUCUUAACGAAAUAUUGAGACAGUGAUUAAAAUCUUAUUUUUAAAUGAA
This is a messenger RNA of Monopterus albus (swamp eel), 2208 nucleotides long. It is a transcript of the gene tlcd4a, whose product is annotated as TLC domain containing 4a. The record is from RefSeq and is a predicted model, not a curated record. Gene Ontology annotation, cellular component: endoplasmic reticulum; membrane. Gene Ontology annotation, biological process: lipid homeostasis. The transcript is spliced from 7 exons. Lineage: Eukaryota; Metazoa; Chordata; Actinopteri; Synbranchiformes; Synbranchidae. The coding region runs from base 412 to 1197 and encodes 261 amino acids.